UCCGUUCGAAUCGCAGGCGCCGCACUCACCACCCACCGCCGCUCCCCCGUCGACGUCGCCACACAUUGUCCCCGUCCGCCUUUGCCUACGCCUCUGGAAAAUACAGUUAUUCGAGCGCGAUUCCGCGGCAAGGAAAGUAUCUCCUUGCUUUGAAUUGAAUUGAAAAGAAGUUUGCAAGUCGCGUGAGUCCUUCGCGUGAGUGUGAGCAGCUCCUUCUAGAGGGAUAUUUAUUUGUGUGUGCUCUCGUCUCGUGUGUGGUUGUCGGGUCAGUUGAGCGUUCAAGGACUCUGCUGCAGCGAAGAAAACCAGAAUCAGAAACAGAAACAACAAUAUGUAUGCAAUAACGGCCAGAAACGUGACGGCCGCGUGCCAAUAAAGACGGAGGAGGGCAUUGAAAAGCUGAAGGGGAAAUAUCUGAGAGCUCGAGAAAAUAUAUAUUGCAGUUGAAUCCUCCUGUGAUAGCUAUGCAUUUCUGGAUCGACAAGCGCUCGCAGCAGUGCGGCUUUGGACGCUCCCGCGUGGCCGCCUCGCUGUCCCAUGCCGGCAGCGGCCUGAGCUAUGGCCAUCCGCCGAGAAGAGCCAAGUCCACUAGUUGCAGCGGGAACAAUGCGGGCGGCGUCGGUGGUAGUGGCCAGGCCAUGCCCUCGGUGCAUCGUACCUUGCCGCAGGCACCCUACGACCUUCAUCAGCCGGGCACGAGUCGUCAGUCGCAAUCGCACUCGCAUUCCCAGUAUGCAAAUAACAAUUCGCACCAGCAGCAGCAGCACAUGUUGCAGCAACAUUCCAGCGGCGGCACCAGCAACAACAACAACGCGAACAGCAGAGAUCAUGUUGCUGCCGCAGGAGCACCAACCACUGCCAGUAACAACAACAAUGCGGCCUCCUCGGCAGCCGUUUUAACCGGAAGCGGAACCAUCGUUCCCCUGGUAGCACGUGGCUCCCACUAUCAACACCAUGGCAGCACACGUUAUGCACCCAGGAUACAGCAGCAACAGCAACUGUUGCAUCAGCAGCAGCAUCAGCAGCAACAUCAGCAUCAGCAGCAACAUCAGCAUCAGCAGCAACAUCCGCCGCAGCCUCAGCAACACUACAGCUAUCAUCAUCCGCAGUUUGGCAACAUGGCGGUGCCCGUGAGAUACUACGAUGCGCAUCAGCAGCAGCAACAGCAGUAUUCGGGUCAUGUGUACGCUGACGAUGCCUACAGCGCCUACCACCACACAUCCCAUCACCAGCACUGCACAAGCAAUCACUCGAGCAGCGGCAGCCACAAUCCGCGUCCAUCGACUGCCUAUGCUGCGCCACGUCGCCACAAUUCCAGCAACAGCAUGAGGCAUUCCACGACGCCAGUGGCAGCCACAUCUUCAACCGGGGUGGUCACAUCAUCAUCAACAGCGGCAGCGGCAGAAGUGACCACUGCUGCUACCACAACGGCACCGGUGGUCACGGCUGGAACUACUUCGCACAGCAACCAGUUGCAGCAGCAACACCAUGCCCUGUUGCAGCACGCAGACUCGCAACUGCUGCCCAGCCACCUGAAGUGCGGCAUGUGCGCCUCCCUGGUACUGGCCUCGGUGUUCGUGGCCGGCACCAAGUUCUACUUCGACCACCAGGGCACGGGUCUGGAGGUGCUCAUUUUCUGCGCCUUCUCGGCCACCUUCUUCCUGGCCGCCUGCAUGGUCAGUCUGUGCCGCAUUCCCAAGGGACUGCUCUCCAGUGCGGGUCGUGCCGAAGCACGAGCAGCUGUGUGCCAGAGCCGCGGAGUAAAUUCUUCCCUGGCGGAGUUCGAUGAGACCCCUCCCCGCGCCUGUGUCUACCAGAUGAGGGUGCCAUUCCAGGAGCAACAACAACUGACCGCCGGAAGUCCACCGGCUGCGGCAGCCACUGCUGGUCCGCCGCCCUACCACAUAGCCAUACUGCUGCCGGAACAGACACCGUCGACGAUGGGCAAGCAACUGCCCCUGGAUGAGUCGCCACCGCCGUCUUACGACAAGAUUCUGGUAUAGGGACCCCGACCUGAUCCUUGACCCCCAAUGCACAACGCCAAGUACUUUUGCUCAGUAUUUUUCUAAAAGAGAUAUCACCAUUUAUAUGAACAUUUACACGGCAUAUAUACAUAUAUAGAUAUAGAAGAUAUAUAUCAGAUAAACAUAAACUAUAUAUGCGUACACGAGUAUGUACUUUUAAGCCCCGGAGUAAUAUUUUUACAAUUUCUAAGCCCUCUACUAGAACCAGACUCUUCCAUCCCCCAGGCCCAGAGACCCGAACACGUCUUCUUCUAUUGUCAUUUUUGUUCUGUGAUAUGCUCAAGAGAUCAACAAGUCGUAAGCUAUAUAGAUCAACGUACAUAUGUGUGUGUGUUAAACCAUUAGCUACCAACCAAUCAGCCAAUGCAACGAUAAAAAUGUAGAAAUAGCUGGUACCGUAAAAGUAAAGGGAAAUCAAGCAGCAGUAUUAGUGGCCAGUUAAAAAUAAUAAAGUAACCAAGCAAGUGGAAGCAUUCACUUAUCAAUAAAUUAAGU
Molecule: messenger RNA, 2519 nt
Organism: Drosophila kikkawai
Lineage: Eukaryota; Metazoa; Arthropoda; Insecta; Diptera; Drosophilidae
Source: RefSeq, a predicted model, not a curated record